AAUGACGUCAGUAAAUUCAAUCGACAAACACAAUGAAAACAAUAUCGAUCCGUCAUGCGUAAUCGCGAAACAAUAUAAACACUUGUCGCUUCAGCCUUUGCCAUUCACGUAGACGGGGACUGUAGAAUCGUCGUUCUUGUUCGAUAUUCAAACCGCAGUCCGAGUUCGAUUUGUUUAAAUAAUUAGCACAGUUCAGUUAUCAAUUAACGACAAGGGGAUUUACCACGACUUACCAUCGCCGUUUGCGGGUUUUAUACGAUAUUUUUAAAAUAAAACAAAGCCAUGGAAUCUUGUAAAUUCAUAAUUUCUUUGCUUUUUAUUAUUUCAAUUAUUGGACGUGGUGUGCGCGCGUAUGAAAUUGAUACAUACGAAUUUCUCAUGCCGAACGUUUGGCCUAACAAGGAUGAACUGUAUCUCUGCACACCUAUAAGGAUUGCACCAAAGAAGAAUUUCUAUGUUGUGGGAUUCAAACCGAAUGCAUCAAUGCAUACAGCUCAUCAUAUGCUAUUGUAUGGAUGUUCUCAGCCAGGCUCUAAUGAUUCAGUGUGGUCAUGCGGUGAAAUGCAAAGCAACGAAAUAGACAAUAAAUACAACACGGCGAGCCCUUGCAAAUCCGGUUCGCAGAUAGUAUAUGCGUGGGCCCGCGACGCGCCUCGCCUGCAGCUACCCCCUGACGUCGGCUUCCUCAUGGGCAACGACUCGCCCAUCAAGUACCUUGUACUGCAAGUGCACUACAUGCAUAAAUUCCCAGAAGGCAAAACUGACAAUUCCGGCGUCUUUUUGGAGUAUACGACUGAAAGAAUGCCACGUCAAGCUGGAGUUAUUCUACUGGGGACCAGCGGAGUGAUACCUGCCAACAGAAUCGAGCACAUGGAGACCGCGUGCACCAUCAAUGAGGACAAAGUCAUCCACCCCUUCGCGUUCCGGCCUCACACCCAUGCUCUUGGUACUGAAGUGUCAGGGUUCGUGGUCCGCCGCUCCCCCACAGGCGACAUCUGGCAACUCCUCGGCUCCAAGAAUCCCCAGCUACCCCAGAUGUUCUACCCGGUGGUCAGCCGCACACCCAUCACGAAGAACGACGUGCUGGCUGCGCGCUGUGUCAUGAACAACACCAGGUCUCACUCUGUCAACAUUGGAGCGACCAACAACGACGAGAUGUGCAACUUCUACCUGAUGUACUGGGUGCAGGACGACACGCCCCUCACACAGAAGUACUGCUUCUCGCCCGGCCCGCCCUACUACUACUGGAGCCGCGCGCCGCAGAACUUCGACCGCAUACCCGACAGGGAUUUUAACGUUCUGUAAGAGGACUUCUGCUUCGUAUACCGGCCGACCAAUAACGAAGAAAUGUGCAACUUAUACCGAAUGUUCCCCCUAGAAGAUGGCAUCCCCCUCGCGCAGUAUUGUUACUCUCUCUCUUAAUUAUUAUGGAGAAGUUCAACCCGACAGACAGACAGAUUUAUCAUUAUUAUUUAUACAUUAUUUUUACACCACAAUAACAAAAACAAGAAAAAAUUUACACAUUUUAUGAAUAAAGAAGGAUACAAAAGGCGACCUUAUCGCUAUAUAGCGAUUUCUACUAAUCAACUAAUUAGGUAUAUUAUUUAAUAUCUUAUCUUGGCGACAUUAUAUUAUAAUAAUAUGUAACAUUACAUAACUAAUAUAUUCCUUUUCGCAUUUUAGAAGACUGUUUAUGUUAUGAUUUUUUAGUUGAAAAUUAAGUAAAUGAAUGAUUUUCUUAAGGAAAUUCCGCACUAAAGCAGUACCAGAUUUAUUCUGACUGUUGUGUUUAUAAUAAUUGAUCCGAUUUCUCUUAAUAUUCAUCAUUAUCAACCAAUAUUCGGCUCACUGCUGAGUUCGAGUCUCAGAAUGAGAGGUGUUAGGCCAAUAGUCCACCACGCUGGCCCAAUGCGGAUUGGCAGACUUCUCACACGCAGCGAAUUAAGAAAAUUCUCCGCUUGCCCCGGAUUCGAACCCACAACCUCCGGAAUCGGAGGCAGAGUUCAUAUCCCGGCUUUUUGAUAUUUAUAUUUUUUUCCUCUUGAUAUUAAUAUACACAAAGUAAUUUACUUGCACAAAUAAAACACUUGCAACAAAUAAUAUUUCCAAUUGACCACAGACUAUUCAAGUAUGCUUGAGCAAUUUCAUUUGCCAAUUUUGAAGUCGAAAAUUUAAAAAAAUAAUUCAACUUGUACAAGUCAAUAAUUAUCAUUAUCUUCAGUUAAUAUCUUCUAGUAUACUUACUUUAGUUUAUACUCAUGCAAGUAUACUUGCGCAGGUAAAUUAUUACUUGUAUGGCAAUUAUUUGAUUCAUACAGCAAAAGCAUUAAUGCGGCCUAAACUUAAAUCUUUUACAAUAUUAUAAAAUAAUCUGUGUUGUCCUAGUCCUAGUGGGAGUUUUCAAUAUUUUCAUACUGUUACUAUCACGUUGACGUAAACGCAAAGAUGAUGGUCCAUUUCAUGUCCACUCUUGUACCCCGUAUCAUUAAAAUUUAAAAAUACAAGGAAAUUAUUAAAAUUUAUUAAAGUGAAUAAAUCUAACUAAAGAAAAACAAAUAAAUAAAAUAAAAACCCAAGUUUUUGAGUUAUAUCAAGAUGGCGCCCAAGCAAUUAUGACAUGACAGUUGACAGCAAACGUCAAAUCGAUGAAUGCAAUGAAAACGUCAUCUAUCCGCCAUUAUUACCUUUAUUAAUGUUGCAUUUCUUGGGUGAUAAUGAAUAUUCUUUCGAAAGAAUUAAAGUAAAUUCGUAGAUUUGUAUAAUCAAAAAUAGUUAAAAAUAAUAUCUUCUUUUAUUUCCGCCAGGGUACAAUGACUGGACCUGGGCUCCAUACAAUUUUGGACCAUCUCCUUUAUAUGGAAUUGAAACAGUUGUGCAGUAGUGCCACUAGAUGGCGCUAUUUCAGUUUCUUAGAAAUUCGCGUUUACGUUACGUGACAGUAACAGUAUCAAACUGCCACUAGGCCCUUUGUUUAUUUUUUCAUGAUAAACAGUUAACAAUAAAUUUAUUUUACUAUAUUUUACGAAUUAAUGAUGAAAACUGUGUGGCGUCUACACCUAGACAUACAUCAUAUUUAGAGUAUCUUUGAUUUAAACAAUUAUUGGCAACAAUUGACUACACAGAUUGACAGGUAGGUUUAAGUAGAAAAUUGCAAAAAAAAACGAUUUUUUUGUACUUCUAAGUUUCAGUAGUCUAUAAAAAACUACCAUAAAACAAUCAAUGAAUUCAAUUAUCAUUAAAGUAUGAAUAUAAAGAAUGAAAAAAAAAACAUAAAUUGAAUCUUUUUAUCGAUCUUUGAACGCUAAAAAUAAUCUGAAUUGAGUAUUGAACGAUUUAUUAUUAUUUUUUUAUUAUCAUUAUUUAUAAAAUAUUGUAUUUAAAAAGGAAGAUGUAUAUAUCUUCCUUUUUAAAUACAAUAAACAGUAUUUUAGUUAAAUUUUACAUAUCAGUAGAUCCUUUCAAUUUAUUAUUUAGUGUUAAUUAUAAAUAUAACCGCUGAAAUGUUAAUUAAAAAAGUAGAAAAUUAUUUUAAUUUUGAGUAGGUAACACUAACAUAACACUUGAGAUUCGUAAUAAAUAGUAUUUAAUAGAUAAUGUAUCAAUAUUUUUUUUCUUUCGGUUAAAUUGUUUUCCUUUGUAAGGUUUCUUUACUAUGUAUUUCAAGUUUAAUAUAAUGUUAAUAUGUUGACAUAAAAUUAUUUAAAACAUCACCUAUUUUUAGGUAUUCGCCAAGCGAUUUAGCGUUCCGGUACGAUGAGAAUUAAUUAAAAAAAUACAUGUAAACCUGUUUGAACUAGCGCUUUACCAUUGAAUCUUGUGAAACUAAUUGAAGAACCUAUACCUAUAUGUACCUGCAUAUUCACUAACUCAGUUGGUUUCAGAUAAAAGCUCGUUGAAAUUUAAUUCCAUAGAAAAUAUGACUGAAAUAUGAGUGGAAAUAAUUAGUUUGUAUCCCUUAUAAAAUUACUAAAAAGUACUUAUGUCUAAGACACUGCUGUAAGGAAAAAAAAUAUUUACCUUAUACUCGUAACAGGCAUAAUAAUAUUAUAUUUAAUUUUUAUGUAAAUCUAGUCAAAAUUAUGAAAGAUUACAAUGUGCAUCUUUUACAAAAUGAACAGCCAUAAUAUUUCGACAAAUUAAUGUGAAUUAAUUUUAUCUAUAUGCUUCGUUUUAUAAAAAAAAAUUUAAACAUCUUAUAAACAUUUUGAAAAUUUCAUUUUAAGAUUCUAUACAAAGUAUUUAGUAUGUAUGUUUUUUUUAUUUCUUCUAACAAAAAUCUUUUUAUCCACUAAAAUCACAAAAAAGCAUUUAUAUUUUUAACAAUUUAAUAUACUUAAUACUUAUUUGAAAUCUAAUGGCAUAUCAAGUUUAAAAAAAAUAUUGGCCUGGUAUACUCUCAAAAGGCAAAAAUAAUAUUAAUAAUUAUGAUUAUGAUUCUGGACAAAAUAAAAAAGACAUUUUAAUUAAAAAAAUAUCGUAUAUAGUAUAAGUUACUCAAAUAAAUACAUAAUAUUUGUGUUAAAAUAAGCAACAUUUAUAAAUUAUAAGAUUAGAUUCGAUGUACUACUCUAUUUUUGAAAUGACUAUGGCUCGCUCUACGGACUCUCGGUGUUUUGUAAAUAGUUAAAUAUAUAUAAAAGACAGAAAAUAGUAUUUUUAUGAAUAUUAAUGUGGAUAUAAAGGAAAAUCACAAAAAAAUAGACACAAUUUCUUAAAAAAUUUACAAUAUUUUUUUGAUUUUGAAAGAUUUUUUUUACUGAAUUAUUGAGAUAAAAUCAAUUUCUAUGAUUGUUUUUUAUUUUGUGCUUUUUUACUGCAUAUAAACAAUCAAUUGUAUAUUUUAAAUAUAUUAUAUUAUACAAACUUAUCUGACUAUAUACUUUUAUUUAUUAUGUCGCAAAUUUUUGUUACUGUGAAAAAGUUUUAUUGAUAUUUUUUUAAAUAUGAUUGAAUUAAAUUAUAUCAAAACAUAUGUGUAUAACACAGAGCGAUGAAAUCGUAAGCAUUGUAAAAACUGUCAAUCACUUAAUUAUAUACUACAAAAAACCUAUAUCAAUUUUCGUCGUCAAUUGAUAUUUUUUUUUUGGGCCUUGACAUUGUUUUUUUUUUAUGUUAAGAAAUAUGUUUUUGUUGAAAAAUGUUUUUUUUUAAAUUUUUUACUCUGUUUUAGAUCAGUUUUUUUUUGUAUAAUGCCUUUAAAACUUUCUAAAAACGCAAUUAAAUCUAACUUUAUAUUGUCAAAAAUAUAUCAAUUACUAUUAAUCACUGCUUUAAAAUUUUAGUGUCAAAAAGAACUGACGUUAUAAAAAAAAAGUAUUAGAUCUAUUUUAACUUAAUAAAUAUAAAUGUAUUAAUGUCUUGACCAUUAUUACGUAAAUGUUUGUUAUUGAUGUAUGAAAUUAAGGCGGUUCUGGUCAAUCGUUUUACUUAGUUUAAUUUAAUGCGAUAUUUUCUUAAAACAGCAAAUAGAAAAAAUCGAUUGAAUGGAACUAGAAAGAAUUUAUUAAAUUGUGAUAAUUUUGUUAAUUUCUACGUUGCCAUAUUAAUUAGUUAUUCGAAUUUAAAGUUGAUGUAAACUAUUAAUUUAUUAUGGAAAACGGCUAAAACUCACGUGACACAACGUCGGAGUGCGCUAGUUUCAAAUACAUACGGGGCCCUUAGUCAUGAGCUGGUUCUUGCAACACGGUACGCUCGCAGCGCGCGUUGAGAGAGGGGUGGGGAGUAAAGGUCGUCAUCUUGAUUGGACCCAUCUUUUUGUAAACAAACUUAACUAAGACCAUCUCGCUCUAAGUUUGUUAUUUGCGAUAUAGAGUGAAAAAGCGAUUUCUACGCUGACCCACUCAUGAUCACUAUAAAAAUUUGCGUGAUGACUAUUUCUAUUAUUUAUUUCUAUUACUUCACGUAUCUUUCGGUACUAGAAACUUUUCCCUUGAUUGAAUACAAAAGCCAUAUCGAAACGGAUAUGAGUCGUAAAUGAGAUGUUUCAAUGUAACUUACUUUAAAAUUAAACACAUUUUAGAUAGCAACUUAUAUGUACACUGCAUAACACAGAACAGAAAACGCUAAAAGCUAAAUAUUGAUGAAAGAUGCCAAUUCUGUCUAUACGAUCUAUAAUAUCGGCUCCUAUCUGUUUAAAUUUUGUCAUAUUUGACAUUAAGUAUAGCUUUGCCAGGGAAAAAUUGUUUUUUUUUUUUAAUUUUCAAAUAACAAGCACUUUGGAAUACAGCAAUGACCCCACGCAGGGAUAUUUAUUCUAAGGUUACGAACAAUGAACAGUAAACAGAAUUUCCAGUACCUAAAAGAAGUGUAUGGAAAAAUGAUAGUCCAGGACUGCCUUAAAGAAGUAAAAUUAUAUUGGAUAUAAUCUAUGUACUUAUUAUUCUGAAUGUGUCUCCGACUGUCCAUGUAUGUAUAGCAUAAGCACAGAAACGAAUAUACUGCAUACUUAAUCAUAGAAAUAUAAGAGAAGUAUAUAAAUUAAUAAUUUCUCCAGCAGAAAUCCAACUCCAAUAACCGUUUUGUAGUAUGUGCGUUUCUGAAUUAGGUAUGAUUUUGCACGACUAAUAUCUUGACUGUAUUUAACUGUAAAAUCCACGGCAUAAUGAUAAUUCUAGAAGUCGCUUCUGCAAUUUUUAACCGACUUAAAAAAGGAGGAGUUUCUCAAUUCGAGUCUGUGUUUUUUUUUUUAGUUUUUAGUGUCCACCUAUAGUGUAAAAAUAUAGCACACUAAGAAACUCCUCACUUAAUUGGAAAUUAUGAUAUAGACUAAAAAUAAGAAAUGUUAUUCAGUGUUUGAAAAAAAGACUUAUUUGCCUUUAUUUAGAGUUGAAAGUUGUUUAUUCUUUACAACUACUUUUUAUAUUUUAUUGACACAGAUAUAAAGAUUUCUUUAGAAAAAGUCCCAUUUGUCACUGGUGAUCUUUUGUUUAUUCGAGAAAAUCGAAUUUAUAUUAAAAAACAAUGGACUUGAACAGAGCUCAUGUAAACUUUGUUUAGUACUAACUAAACUAAAGUUUACUCAUUAAAAACUUAACUAUUUAUUAAAAACUUAACUUAACUAUUUAAAAACUUAACUAUUAGACUUAUUGUCAAGUUGUGCAAAUUCUUACCAAGGAUAUUGUAAGCUCUGUAAAAUGUAGGUAAACUGUGACAUUCCUAUUGUAUGAACCUCAUGUUAUGUAAUUGUAGAUCUGAUUAUAUUGACGAUGUGCAAAAAUAUAUUAAAUGUAUUUUAAAUACAAA
This is a messenger RNA of Bicyclus anynana (squinting bush brown), 7242 nucleotides long. It is a transcript of the gene Phm, whose product is annotated as peptidylglycine alpha-hydroxylating monooxygenase. Gene Ontology annotation, biological process: peptide metabolic process. The transcript is spliced from 10 exons. The record is from RefSeq and is a predicted model, not a curated record. NCBI's taxonomy places the organism in Eukaryota, Metazoa, Arthropoda, Insecta, Lepidoptera, Nymphalidae. Gene Ontology annotation, molecular function: copper ion binding; oxidoreductase activity, acting on paired donors, with incorporation or reduction of molecular oxygen, reduced ascorbate as one donor, and incorporation of one atom of oxygen. Bases 283 to 1305 code for a protein of 340 amino acids. Gene Ontology annotation, cellular component: membrane; extracellular region.